Bacillus rossius redtenbacheri is the source of this 1447-nucleotide messenger RNA. RefSeq lists its product as uncharacterized. NCBI's taxonomy places the organism in Eukaryota, Metazoa, Arthropoda, Insecta, Phasmatodea, Bacillidae. The record is from RefSeq and is a predicted model, not a curated record. The transcript is spliced from 4 exons. Bases 443 to 1447 code for a protein of 334 amino acids.
AAUUCCAAAGACAGUUUAAGCAUUUUUAAAUACAAAUGCGUAAUUAAUCACAUAAAAAACAUGUUAGACAUUUUACCGUGCCACCUAUUGGUCGAAACUUAUGCUAUAAUGUGUAGUAAAUAAAUCAAAAUUUCCGCAAAAAUUGCUAUAAGUGCACCCAGAAAAAACCUUAAACAAUUCGAGAGUAAAAUCAACAAACAAAAACCACUUAACUCAGAAAUAUUUUAAAAAAUAUUACAGAUGAAAAUAGACAACAGAGAGAUUAAUGAUUAAUGGACUAAAUCUAGGCAAACAGCAGAUGAAUCACAAAAAAAAAGAAGGGGGGGGGGACAGGCUAUUUUUAAUUAAAUAGUUUCCUUUAAAUAAAUUUUUAAUAAAUCUUAAACUAGCAAACUUAAUGAAUAUUAAAGCAAAGGCAAAUUAAAAUUCUUUAACUACUCUAAUGAAUUAUAUUAUUUCACUUAGGCUUGCAACAUUAGCGAGAAAAAAGAAGAAGCUGGGGUUGACACAGAACCCUCUGCCUGCUGGUGAUGGUCCUGCAACACCAACCUUGCCAGAGAGCCCAGGCGGUGAAAGUUCGGUCCCCACAGUGCCAGAUGUAACCACCAUGGCGUCUUCAGUGGCGGCGUGUACAUCACGCAACACUGAUGACAGUACACAUACUCUGUCCGAUGACUAUCAAGGGAAUGAUGACCUUCCUCCGCUGAUAGUGGUUUACGAGCCUCCAUUGCCACAGACAGAUCCGGGACUCAGUAUGUUAGAGGGUCGAAUGAUGGUUGACGUUCGUCACUUCAUGGUGCAAUGCCGUCUUCUGGAGAGACACAGGUGUCCCAUUUCAUCUUCAGGAACAUAUUUUCUGGAAAGUGUCAACAGGUACGGUCUGCUGACAAAUUUUAAAUUUAAGUGCACUCACUGCAAUCAAGAGCAGCAGUUCAAAUCUGAGCCUGUGGAAUGCCUUCCAGUGGGAAGAAAAAGAAAAUGCAAAAUCGAUACCAACUUAGAUAUCAACGAUAAGAUUGUUUGGGGCGCAAUUUCGGUUGGUCUAGGCUACGGACCAUUGUAUGAACUAUUGUCACUAAUUGAUAUGCAUCCUAUGAGCCCGGGUUGCUUUUCUUAUCACGAGAACAGAAUCGGAGAGCACUGGAAGGCAAUGUUGCAGAAGGAAAUGGAAGAUGCUGCACUGGAAGAGUUCUCUAUGGCGAAAGAUGAUGGACGCAUCUGUAUGGUUGGAAAUGAGGAAUAUGCUUGGACCAUAGGAAUUUUGGAUGGAGGUUGGAGCCAAAGAUCCUAUGGUCAUAGGUAUUCUGCUAAGUCUGGAUGUGCUAUAAUAAUUGGCUUCUACACUAAGAAAUUGUUAUUCCUUGGUGUGAGAAACAAAUAUUCGGCGCGCGGCAUGCCGGGAGCAGUAUUGAUUCGAGCGGACAAGAUGGCAGCCGCGCGACGUUGA